CAGAGUUUUAAACAUUUAUUAUUGUGAAGGCAACAACGCCUAUAAUUUCGAAUUCAAUCACCGCGAUUUAUUUAAAUUUUUUUUGACAAUAGUAUGGAAAAGGUUAAGGAGCGCAUCAGACUUUUAAAAGAUAAGAUCGAAGACGCUGAACAACGAGAGGCUGACGAUGCAUUAGCGACGAAAGAACUUGAGGCAAAGAUUGAUAUACUGGGCGGUGAAAAGACGACUUUAUUGAGCAGAAUAAAUGUAGUGAAAGCGGAUUUACUUAAAGUGAAAAAUCAGCUGGAUGAAAAGGAAACGAAGCUAGAUGACGCUUUAGCAAGAAAUGAGAAUUCAGAAAUACGUGUGAAAGAGCUAGCCGAUACCGAAGUGGAUGGUUAUGAGCGCUCUGAUAAGAUUGAGAGUACUUUGAAGGAGGCGGCCAUUAAUAAGGAGAGGGCUGAUCACAUGCUGGUAGAAGCUGAACGAAAAAGCAUUCUUGAGCAAGAAUUGGUGCGUAUAGAGGAAAAAUAUGAGAAGGAACAAGAACGCGGCGAUGAGUUGAAAAAAACCUUAGAUGGCUACACAGAUCAAAUGCGUGACUUGGAAGAGAAAGAUCGCGAUGCCUCUGAACGGGAGGAUGUUAGUGAAGAUAGAAUGAAGUUUCUGGAAUCACAAAUUCGUGUGACAUUGAGCUCGGCAGAAUCACAUGAACGUGAAGCAGUUAAACUAGAGAAUUUAAAUGCUACAUUGAACGAUGAAGUCAAAUCCUUCAAGGAGAAAUACGAAAAUGUACUACGAGAAAUGGACGAAGGAAUGGAAGAUCUUAUUAACGACGAUUGACUUCAUUCGUCCAUUCAACUACGUCUUCAUUGUCUCUCUCUAUGUUCAAUUUAACAAUACGAAUUUAAAUGAUGGCAUAUGAAUCGUUGAGUUUAAGAAAAUACGAUAGUUUAUAUUUCAGGUGUUAUAGAUAUUUAAUAGAUAGAAGAUAUUGCUCAGAACUGUGGAAAUAAAUUCAAACAGAAGCACACAUGAUAAUUAGUCAUCCUUGGAUAAUACUCAUUGUUUUUACACUAUGAAAUGUGAUAUGCAAUUUAACAGUGAUUAUACGUCCAUCAUUAUGAAAGAAAUCUUGAUUGUACACAUAUAUUUUACGUGUUGUCAAGUUAAUUAGAUCGCUUUACGCUGGAUAAACUUUGAAA
Xenia sp. Carnegie-2017 is the source of this 1184-nucleotide messenger RNA. Its product is annotated as meiosis-specific nuclear structural protein 1-like. The transcript has a single exon. Gene Ontology annotation, biological process: actin filament organization; muscle contraction. NCBI's taxonomy places the organism in Eukaryota, Metazoa, Cnidaria, Anthozoa, Malacalcyonacea, Xeniidae. Gene Ontology annotation, molecular function: actin filament binding. The record is from RefSeq and is a predicted model, not a curated record. The coding region runs from base 94 to 822 and encodes 242 amino acids. Gene Ontology annotation, cellular component: actin filament.